AUGUCGUGCCUUUACGAGAAGUAUGAAUUUCAGGGAUACAUGUCUGGGGGAGUUAGAAGAGAAGUGGGCAACCACGCAAAGGUUUUGAACAAGUUUUGGAUCCUCAAAGAGAAGGUACCUCUGGAGUAUUCUGAAGUGGACAUGGCUUCUGAGUUUGUUUCGGUUACCGAGGAGGCAAUUUCAAAUGCAAGCCCCUCGAAGUGCAGUUCUAGUACCGAAUCACCAAGGGUGAAGAGGCUCCAUAGUUCAGAACCUGAGGUAACCGAGUUGACAGAGCUGAAGCAGGCUUACAUAGAGGAGGAUUACCGGUUGAGUGAAUCUGUUGGCCACACAGAGCUUCAGGUCACAGUCGGCGCCUUGUUAGGUUUUGCUGUAAGCUUAGCGGUAUACGCGACACUGUAA
This is a messenger RNA of Miscanthus lutarioriparius, 402 nucleotides long. Lineage: Eukaryota; Viridiplantae; Streptophyta; Magnoliopsida; Poales; Poaceae. The record is from the annotation of a GenBank genome assembly.